Penicillium crustosum is the source of this 738-nucleotide messenger RNA. Its product is annotated as orotate phosphoribosyltransferase. NCBI's taxonomy places the organism in Eukaryota, Fungi, Ascomycota, Eurotiomycetes, Eurotiales, Aspergillaceae. The record is from RefSeq and is a predicted model, not a curated record. The transcript has a single exon. Gene Ontology annotation, molecular function: orotate phosphoribosyltransferase activity. Bases 1 to 738 code for a protein of 245 amino acids. Gene Ontology annotation, biological process: pyrimidine nucleotide biosynthetic process; 'de novo' pyrimidine nucleobase biosynthetic process; pyrimidine ribonucleoside biosynthetic process. Gene Ontology annotation, cellular component: cytoplasm.
AUGUCGACUGUUCCUCCUCCAUCUGCUGAUCAGGACUACAAGUCCACCCUCCUUCCCCUCCUCAUCUCCAACAAUGUCCUCUCGUUCGGCACCUACGUCUUGAAGUCCGGCCGUGAAUCGCCCUACUUCUUCACCUCUUCCCUCCUGCACACUGCACCUUUGCUGCGCGCAUCCUCUGCAGCCUACGCUAGUGUUCUCUCCGCCGAGCCUUUUGUCACCACCAACGCCGACGGCACCGCUCAGCCCAACUUCGACAUUAUCUUCGGACCCGCAUACAAGGGUAUCCCCAUUUGCGCAUCUGUCACCAACGAGCUCGCUGUGCGGGACUCCCUAUCUGGGAAGAACACCUGGGACAAUGUGAGCUACUCCUUCAACCGCAAGGAGGCCAAGGCCCACGGCGAGGGUGGAAACAUUGUCGGUGCCCCGCUCAAGGGCAAGCGGGUCGUCAUUGUGGACGAUGUCAUCACUGCUGGCACUGCACUCCGUGAGGCUGUCGGUAUCAUUGAGAAGGAAGGUGGUAUCGUCGCUGGUGUCGUUGUCCUGCUGGAUCGGGAGGAACGCGUUAGCGAUACCGAGUCCAAGAGCGCCAUCGGUGUUGCCCAACGUGAUCUCGGUGGUAAGAUCCCCAUUCGGUCUGUCAUUGGUCUCCACGACUUGAUUGAGAAGCUGGGUGAUAGCAUUGGCGCUGGUGAGAUCCAGCGCUUGAAGGAUUACCGUGAGCGCUACGGUGCCCAGUAG